This is a messenger RNA of Histoplasma capsulatum G186AR, 1599 nucleotides long. RefSeq names its product aromatic amino acid aminotransferase. The record is from RefSeq and is a predicted model, not a curated record. Gene Ontology annotation, molecular function: aromatic-amino-acid:2-oxoglutarate transaminase activity; pyridoxal phosphate binding; L-2-aminoadipate:2-oxoglutarate transaminase activity. The coding region runs from base 1 to 1599 and encodes 532 amino acids. Gene Ontology annotation, biological process: L-tyrosine biosynthetic process; aromatic amino acid catabolic process. The transcript has 8 exons. NCBI's taxonomy places the organism in Eukaryota, Fungi, Ascomycota, Eurotiomycetes, Onygenales, Ajellomycetaceae.
AUGCCUCCUCCCCCCGCUACAGUUGACGCUCAUGCGCUGAACAAUGGAACGCCCGCCGCGCCAUUGACCGUUGAGGGCGUCCCCGCUCAGCGAGCGAAGACUCAGAUGCCUACCGGCGUCGCUGCCUUUUCCAGUAGUGAUAUGUUCAAGAGUUCGGCCUGCUUCGGUAAACCGAAAGCGAAGCGCUUUGAUCACCUUCUAUCCACUGAAAGCAAAGGCCGACAGGCCUCGUCGCUGAAACAAGCUGCCCAAUACCUAAAGACACCAGGCCUUAUUUCAUUGGGGGGGGGCCUUCCAUCAUGCGAAUACUUCCCCUUCGAAUCCAUCUCCAUGAAAGUUCCGACCCCGCCACAUUUCUCAGAGAAGGAUACGGUGAAAUCAGGAAAGGUUGUCACUGCUGGAAAAUACGAUAUAAGGAAUGGAAAGAGCGAAUAUGAUUUGGAGAUCGCUCUGAACUAUGGCCAGUCGCAUGGCGCAGCGCAGCUGUUGCGGUUUGUGACCGAGCAUACUGAGAUCGCUCAUAACCCUCCGUACGCCGACUGGCACUGCUGUCUAACCGCGGGAAGCACCUCAGCUUGGGACAUGGCAUUGCGCAUGUUCUGUGAGCGGGGGGACUACAUCAUCACGGAGGAGUACACAUUCGCCACAGCCCUCGAGGCAGCAGCACCGUUGGGUAUCCGCGCGGCGGCCGCCAAGAUGGAUGACCAAGGCCUCCUCCCCGAAUCUCUCGACGAGCUGAUGAGCAACUGGGAUGCGGAUGCCCGGGGCGCACGCAAGCCCCACCUGCUCUACAUCGUGCCAUCAGGCCAGAACCCGACUGGCUCGACGCACGGCGCCGAGCGGAGAAGGGAGAUCUACAGGGUGGCGCAGAAACAUGAUAUCUACAUCGUUGAGGACGAGCCGUACUAUUUCCUUCAAAUGCAGCCGUACAAGGGCGCGGGGACCCCGCCCGAUCCGCCCCCAGCGUCCCAUGAAGAAUUCUUGAAGUCCUUGAUCCCGUCUUAUGUGAGCAUGGAUGUGGACGGGCGCGUGCUGCGGCUGGAAUCGUUCUCCAAGGUCAUCUCUCCUGGAUCCAGGACGGGCUGGAUCGUCGGCUCCGAACAGAUUAUCGAUCGCUAUAGUCGGCAUUCCGAAGUAAGCACUCAGAACCCGAGUGGCAUGGCGCAGAUGAUCCUCUUCAAGCUCCUGGAUGAGAGUUGGGGCCACAAGGGGUAUUUGGAGUGGUUGGUAAAUAUUCGCAUGGCGUACACGGCGCGGAGGAAUAGUAUGUUGGAAGCGUGCGAAAAGUAUCUUCCGAAAACCGUGGCUAGUUGGAAUCCCCCCGCUGCGGGGAUGUUUCACUGGAUUAAGGUGGACUGGCAUAAGCACCCAGGUUUCCGCGAAGGCAAAGACCACGCCGCUAUCGAGCAAUCCAUCUUCAAAGCCGCCAUCGCGGAAGGUGCGCUUGUCUCCUGCGGCAGCUGGUUUGUAGCAGAUCGUUCCAUUCCCGAGACGGACAUGUUCUUCAGAGCCACAUACGCUGCGGCCCCUGGCGACAAGAUCGAAGAAGCCAUCAGGCGGAUCGGUGUUGCGUUGAGGGCUGAGUUUCAGUUGGAAUAA